Sugiyamaella lignohabitans is the source of this 771-nucleotide messenger RNA. Its product is annotated as hybrid alkaline phosphatase. Bases 1 to 771 code for a protein of 256 amino acids. The transcript has a single exon. The record is from RefSeq and is a predicted model, not a curated record. Lineage: Eukaryota; Fungi; Ascomycota; Dipodascomycetes; Dipodascales; Trichomonascaceae.
AUGCAUUUGAGCGCAAUUACUUUGACCGCUGCUUCAAUUGCUCUCGUUAGAGCUGCGCCUGCCGUUCCACCUAGCACUCUCCAACAAGCUUCUAUUGAGGUAGAAAAUGAUGUGGGUCGUCUUCUUUUGGAACCUCUUCCUGUAAACACCAGAGACGUUCCCCCAAGUCUUCUCCAAGAGACCUCGAUUGAAGUGGAGAACCUUGCUGGUAGUCUCAUUGCCAGAGGUGUCCCUCCUAGUCUCCUCCAAGAAACCUCGAUUGAAGUGGAGAACCUUGCUGGUGGUCUUAUCAGCGAGCCAGUACCUCUGAAGGCUAGAGAUGUUCCACCAAGUCUCCUCCAAGAAACCUCCAUUGAACUUGAAAAUCUUCUCGGAGGUCUCAUCAGCGAGCCAGUACCUCUCGGUGCCAGAGAUGUUCCACCAAGUCUUCUCCAAGAGACGUCGAUUGAACUUGAAAAUCUUUUGGGAGGCCUUAUCAGCGAGCCAGUACCUCUAGGCACCAGAGAUGUUCCGCCAAGUCUCCUCCAAGAGACCUCGAUUGAACUUGAAAAUCUUUUGGGAGGUCUUAUCAGCGAGCCAGUGCCUCUCGGCACCAGAGAUGUUCCGCCAAGUCUCCUCCAAGAGACCUCGAUUGAACUUGAAAAUCUUUUGGGAGGUCUUAUCAGCGAGCCAGUGCCUCUCGGCACCAGAGAUGUUCCACCAAGUCUUCUUCAAGAGACCUCGAUUGAACUUGAAAAUCUUUUGGGAGGCAUUAUCAGUGAACCUCUUUAA